Messenger RNA from Candida tropicalis MYA-3404, 729 nucleotides. RefSeq lists its product as uncharacterized. Gene Ontology annotation, cellular component: endoplasmic reticulum. Gene Ontology annotation, biological process: peptidyl-proline hydroxylation to 4-hydroxy-L-proline. The record is from RefSeq and is a predicted model, not a curated record. The transcript has a single exon. The coding region runs from base 1 to 729 and encodes 242 amino acids. Lineage: Eukaryota; Fungi; Ascomycota; Pichiomycetes; Serinales; Debaryomycetaceae. Gene Ontology annotation, molecular function: L-ascorbic acid binding; procollagen-proline 4-dioxygenase activity; iron ion binding.
AUGCCCCCAAAGAAGAAACCUAGUAGUGGUGCUACUGCUACUAGAUAUACUUUCCCACAAACAUUUAUCGAUCUACCGAAAUCCCUUAGCAAAAGUUACUAUCAACCUGAACCUGAAUCCAUAAUUGAUGAUCAAAUCAUCGUUAUUCGAAAUUUUUUCACCAAGGAAUUAUGUAAUGAAUUGAUUAAAUCAUUUGAAACAAAACUUAGUUUAGAAACCACACCGAUUAUUAAGAGUAAAGAAUAUGCAGUUAGAUUUAAUGAUAGAACUUCUAUGACAGAUUUAAUAUCUGCAGAUAUACUUUGGAAAUAUCUUGAACAAAUUUUAUUAAAUAAUCCAUAUGAAGAUGAAGAAUUAGGUGAAAUAAAUGAAAUAUUUAAAGAAAGCGUUGGAUUAAAUCCACAAUUACGUGUUUAUCGAUACAAAAAAGGUCAUCAUUUUAAUAAACAUUAUGAUGAUUCUGUUGUUUGUCCAAUACCUCCAAGUGGAAAAAAAAAUGGCCGUACUAAAUGGACAUUAUUAAUUUAUUUAACCGGUGAUGAAGAAUUUAAAGGGGGUGGAACAAUAUUUUAUCCUGAAAUUCGUAAAUGUCCACCUUUGAAUAUACAUCCAAGUAAAGGAAUGGCACUUUUACAUAAACAUGGAGACGAUUGUUUGAAACAUGAGGCUGAAAUUGUUGAAAAUGGAGAAAAAUGGGUAUUACGAAGUGAUGUCAUAUUUCCUAUCUAA